Molecule: messenger RNA, 4512 nt
Organism: Closterium sp. NIES-67
Lineage: Eukaryota; Viridiplantae; Streptophyta; Zygnematophyceae; Desmidiales; Closteriaceae
Source: the annotation of a GenBank genome assembly
CAAGCCCCUGAGCAUUUCAAGCUUGCAGCUCCUCUCCUCUCAUUGCCAUCAGCCAGUCCACGCAUAAACUUCAAUAUUCCUAGGUGUCUCUAAAUUGCUCGCCAUGGCUCGUCCCCACCAACCCUAAUCCUUCCGUCGAUGCAUUUCCGCGCGCGAGCCGGCCAUUCCGCAGGGACAUUCCGUCGCGCAGAGCAUUUGGGAAAGUCUGGUUGUGCGGCGAUGGAGUAAGCGCGGCGAGAUGACGAUGGUGAUAAGCAGCACCGGCUGGCGCUCUUCGUCUUGGAGCUGCAUCUAAUCUAUGCGUCCGACUAGUCGCCUUCGCGCUCUUGGAACGGCGCACGCUGGCGGUUUGGGUUGAGCGCGAGUCUUAACGGCCGCGAGGCUCGGCGCGCAGUGUAUUCCAGUUUAGGCGGUGUACGUGUCUGGUUGUGGCGGGGCGGCCAUGGAGGGCGUGCUGCAGAGCGUGGAAGCGGCGUGCAACGACCUGCAGGUCCCUGAGAGGAGAGCAGCAGCGGAGGCAACGCUGCUGGAAUUGAGGAAAUCACCCCAUGCACUGCAAGCAUGCACGCACAUACUUGACAACUCGCGCAACCCAGUGGCGUGCUUCCAGGCUGCUGCAACCCUGCAGCAAGUGGUGCUGCGCGACUGGCCACGCAUCCCCACCGCCGACCACACCUCGCUGCACCGGUACUGCGUGGACCACAUAGUGGGGCGCGCAGCAGCCAGGGAGGAGGCGCAGGGGCAGGCGGGGGGAGGCGAUGCGUUUGUGGAGCACAAGAUGGUGGGCGUGCUCGCCGUGCUCGUCAAGCGGGCCUGGUUGGAUGUGGAUGACAACUACAAGUCGGAUCUCUUCUCCUCUCUCCGAGACCUGGCAUCAGGAUCGAGGGGACCUGCAGUGCAACGAGCGGCGUUCUCCCUGCUCGACGCCCUCGUGAGUGAGUUCAACCCUGGCAGUGCGACGCCUUUGGCCAUGCCAUCUGACUUCCACAACCGCUGCCGCAUCGACUUUCAGCGCCACUUCCUCAUGCCAGUGCUGAUGGUGUGUGUGGAUGCAGUGGCGGCACACAUGGCAGCAGUGAAGUCACAGGCUGAGGCUGCUCAAGCGCAGGGGCAGGGGCAGGGGCAGGCGCAGGCGCAGGGCGCGGUGGUGGUGUGGGCAGGCAGCAGCCAGGCAGUGGUGGCGGCAGCACUGAGUGUGCUCAUUGCUGUGCUCUCAUGGGACUUCACCGGCGGCAGUGCGCGCGCAUCUAAGAGUAAGGGCAGCGACGACGGCUCGCAGCCCACUGCACGCUCCUCCUCCGACAUGCACACCGUGCAGCCCCCGAACGAGUGGCUGCCUCUGCUGCUGUCGGCUGAGCUGCUGUCGCUGCUGGCGUCGGUGUACUCGUCCCUGCCGCACACGUGUGCGCCGGGGCUCGAUUGGCGGGAGGGGCCGCUGGCCGAACGCUCCCGACAGGUGGCCGUGCUGCUCUGCUCGCUGCACGGCCCCGCCCUCACUGCUGCCGACCAAUCCCUUGUGCGCAUGCACGUGGGUCGCCUGCUCGCUCUGCUGCUGCAGUGGCUCUCCCCGCUGCCCGCCACUGUCGCUGCUGUGGCCCAGGCUCGCAUCUCAGACAGGGAGCUGCUAGAUGUGUGUCGAGCGCUGGCAGCCCUCAUUCGCCUGCACCCUCUCCUUGCCACCACACCUGCCUCCACCCAACAUGCCAGCGCCAACAGCUCUGCCAAUGGUCCGUCGCCACCCCCCACGCUGCUGUCGUUGUUGGGCGAGCUCACGUGUUGCGUGUUGGCGCACGGCGCUGCCAGCGACGACGACUCCCUGGACGGUCCCAUGCCGCACGCCCUCGAUCUGCUGCUGGACACCUGGCUCGGCGUCCUCCUCACCCUGGAGUCUCGCAUCUCGUGCCACGUCAUCUCGCGGCCUGCGUCCACGUCACCUCAGCAGGCGGCAGCAGCUGCGGAGUGGUCGCACCUCAUGCACGCAGUGUCGCCCGUGGCAGCUCAGGCCUUCCGCUCCUUCACCCAACACCACCUGCAAGUGGCGGCGGCAUCAGCUCUAGAGGAGGAGGAUGCUGCAGACAACAUGGACGCUGCCCUGCAAGCCCAGGAGCAGCGCAUGGCAGCAGCGGCAUCGCUAGCCCGGGCGUCACUACAGGCAUCCCUUCCUCUGCUCAACGACCUGCUCACCCACCAGAAGGCGCUGCUGCUCCAGGCAGCAGAUGCAGCAGCAGCAGCAGCAGCAGCGGGGGGUGGUGGGGCGGGCGGGGGCGAGGUGGAGCGGGUGAUGGAGCAGGUGCAGUGGACGGUGCGCAUGGUGGGAUAUGUGCUGGCAGAUGAAGGCACGGGGGAGACGCCCGAGCUGCCAGUGUUCCUAGUGCACGAGCUCAACUCCCACCACGCGCACUCGCUCACUGCUCUCACCACGUCCCUGCCAAUGAGCAUACUGGAGGUGGCGUCUCUGGUGCUCAACCCAUCUGCUGUGGCAACGGUGCUGAGCCCCCGCCUCAUGGAGUCCUUCCUCUGGUUCUUCUCCCGCUGGUCGCUCACCUACCUCCUGCCCCAACCGCCCGACGCCAACCCCCCUCCGUUCGACCCUGACACUGACCCCCCACCUCUCUCCGCCUCGCUGCCCCCUGGAGACACCUCCCUCGCGUCAGCAGCAGCGGGCGGGGCGUUUGUGCAGGCGUUCGGGGCGGGGGAGGGGCAGGGGGGUCUGGCGGUGCUGGAGGGCGUGCUGAGGGCGGGCGUGGCGGCGCUCAGUGCGUGGCUGGGGGAGCCCGACGUGCAGAGCAGCGUGUGCCGCACAUUGCUGCUCGCCGUCACGCGCCGCCCCUACAUGGCUGCGUACCUCAGACAUCUGCCCCCAUGGGCGAUGCUAGAGGAGGCAUUCAAAACACGGGACUCUGCUGUCGCAUCUCUCCCUGGCCCUCUGCAGUGGCUAAUUUACCACAUGCACUCCGACUCAUCUUUCCCCGUCUCGUCCUCCCCUCCGUUCUCCUCUAUCCGCAGCGGUCGCUGGCACAUGUGCUGUGCCGUGCAGCCAGCAGCAGCAAGGAGGGCCACUCCUGCCAUCAGUGCAGUGGUGCAGCAGCUGCUGCAGCCGCUGCUGGCGUCGCUGCACGGCAUAACGUCCCGCCCUGACUUCCCCGCCACGGCGCACCGCCCGCAAGUCAUGUUCCAGGUGGUGGGGCUACUGGAGUGCAUGAGGGGGUGUGCGAGCGCCACUCUCCCGCACUCGCAGCGAGUGCUCUUCCAGUUUGGCCUCUCCGCUGCCACGCCCAUCCUCACAGCGCUCUCCGCCUACAGACACGAGCCCCAGGUGGUGUUUGUGAUUCUCAAGUUCAUGGCGGUGUGGGUGGAUUCGCAGAUUCUCUUCCUCAAUGCGGACGACACGGCGCAGCUCUUCCACUUCUGCCUGCAGCUGCUGCAAGCCUAUGCCGCCCACAACAUGGGCAAGGUGUCGCUGCAGCGGUCACGGCAGCUGAGGGAGGGCGUGCGGGAGAGCAAGUACAAGGACCUCAAGGCGCUGCUGCAGCUGCUCUCCUCCCUCACCUCCAAAGACCUGCUGGACUUUGGAGCAUCGUUACCAGGCCAAUCAGCUGACGUGGCACAGAUGGUGUGUCUGGGCGUGAACAUCAUCAUUCCGCUCAUCUCUCUCGACCUCCUUCAGUUCCCCAAGCUGUGCCUCCAGUACUUCACGCUGCUGGAGCACAUGUGCUGCGUGCACCCCGACAAGGUGCUGGCGCUGCCUGACUCCGCCUUCCACCCUAUCAUGCACACGCUCGAGUUCGCCCUGCAGCACCAGGACGAGGACAUUCUGGUGCUCGCCCUCUCCGCCGUCUCCUCCCUCGCAUCACCCCCCACCACCACCUCUUCCUCCUCCGCCUCCUCGGCGUCCCCUCACGCGCCCAUGGCACCCGAGCACGCUCAGCGCCAUCAGGCCCUCGUCGCCCAUCUCCUGCGCCUUGUGCUGCGCCUCGUGCUCCUGCAACCCCUCAGGAACGAGACGGUCGAAGCAGCAGCAGACGCACUCCUCCCUCUAAUUCUUUCCUGCCCUCAACUCACCCAGACCAUUCUAUCAGAGGCGGUUUCAUCCCAUGUGGACCCCGCAUGCCAGCACCACCUGUCCGCUGCAGUCACGGCAUUCCUCUCUGCAGCAUCAGCAGCAGCAGCAGCCAGUGCGUCGGCCUCCUCUGCUGCUGCUGCUCGUCCUGUUCGCCGUCGCUUCCGCUCCGCCCUCGCUGCCUUCAUUGCUGACGUGCAGGGUCUCAUAGUGCGCCGGUAACCAGCCAGGGCUCGCCAAUUCUCCGGUUACAACUGUACCGUGCCAUUCCGUGCUGCGCCAUGCUGCAAUGUUGCUGUGCUGCCACAUCCCUUCGUGACUUCUGGCGCAUUAUUAGCAGCCCAUAGGUUGGCUCGUUGCACUUUUGUAAGACGUGGAUGCAGGAUGCUGAAUUGGUGGCUCACUUCACAUGCAAACACAUUUGCAUUCAUGGUGCAUUUCCUGUUAUAUAA